ACAGGCGGAGAACUAAAGUGAGCUUCUAGUGAGUCAGUCACACCACCACCGCGGCGCCAGGGACAGGUAUUCACCAGAACUUCAUCCAAACUUCAGACAUUCAGGCUCCUUCCACAAUCCACUUUCCAACUACAACUUCAGCAACAUCCAGCAGAUGCAAUGAAAGCGAGAUAACCCUCAUCCUCCGGAAAAUGAAGAGUCCUGCAGGCGACAAGCAGAACCUUAUACUGGGACAAGACUGAGAGUGACCCAAAACUAUAGUGCUACAACUGAUAAUUCAACACAUUUUAUUAUGGCGGCACCGAGCUAUGUGUGGAGUGGAAUACAACGGGCGGUGGUGACCUUUGGAAUGGCCUUCAUACUCAUCGGUGUGGUUCUGCUGACCGUAUCUGAGAACGUCUUCAUCAUAGGGAUUUGUUUCCUGUCCGCCGGCAGCCUGGCUGUACUCUGUUAUUUGUUCGUGAUAUUAUCAACCUGCGUCAAAAAAUCAAGAGCGGAGAACGAAGAGAAUCCUACAGAAGGCGAAACCAGAACCACAGGGCAGAAUCAGACUGAGGCCAACAGCUCUCAGUUUGAUGCUCCACGUUACGAGGAUGCAAUACUCUAUGGUUCUGCAACAGUAUGGACAGUGACUCUCGGUUCACCCCCAGAUAUUGAACCCCCUCCUUACCACAGUGCCUUGGAACGAAGAGUAGCUGUAACAGACCUGAGACUUCCCAACCCCACCUUACUCCGCAUCAGCUCUGACAUUCAUGAAGUAAAGAGAUCUGAAUUUAUGCCAGAAGCAAGCUUACCAGAGCCUUUAACACCUCCCCCAACUUAUAACGAGUCCAUGCCUCAAUGGGAAGAAGUCUUCUUUCCAUCCCAAGAGGAAGGUUGAUGGAAGACUCUACAAGACCCCGUUAUAUCAUGACAAUGUAACUAGCCAAUUGUUCUUAAUGAAUCAUCUAAACUCUCAAAACAUUUCAUGAUGGUUCAUAUGGAUAAAGGGCACCCAACCUCUCCAUGUAAAGACCGUCCAGCACAUUGAUUAGCUCUUAAUUAGCCUAUUAUCCAUAGCUAUUAAUGGACCAGUUUGAACUGGGUAUUGGGAAAUGAAGGAUGAUGCGUUGGUUACACAGAGUCAACUGGUUGAGAUUAUAGACUUAAAUCUCAAUAAAGCUAUUGCUUAGGUCUUGAAGGCCUCGACGCAGAAGAAGUUGAUUGGACAUUGUACGAAGUACCUUUUCUAUUUAUUAAUGCAAUAAUGUGUUAUUUAUAAAACCAUUUCAGGAUAUAUUAUACAGUAUGAUGGUAUCAUAAAACUAAACUAUGAAAGAAGUUGUCUGGGCUGCAGACAUUGAUAACCUAUCCCUGCACUCCCAUGAUCAGUUGUUUUGGACAACUGCUGGUGACAGAAACUAUAAUAUACUAUACUGUAUAGCUUUAGCAGCUGCUCAAAACAGCUGGUGCAGGUGCCGGGUGUUCGAUUCCCAUGGAUCUGACAAGGAUGACCUACCCUGAGGACAGGUCAUUAUUAUCUGUAGCCUGCACAGAUAUUUGAAUUCUGUAAAACAUUUUCUGCUGUUGACUUUUGAACAAAGGUGAAGAAUUCUACAUGUUGGUCAUGCAAAGUCCUACCUCUAUUACUACACAUAAAAGGGUGGCACAGUGACUCAUGGGUUGGCAAUGCUGUCUACAAGCCCUGGACCUGAGGGUUGUAAUCUUCAGAGGGCAACCGUUUACCUAUUGUUUCCAUGGAUUUCUUCUUGCACUUUUUGGGUUAUUUUGGUUUCUUGUUGGAAUUUGCCUUACUCCAAACUCCUGUACUAGGGUAGAUUUUGAGCUUUCUUGGGUGUGCUGGGACUGAGCACUGAAAAAGAACAUUUUUAAUACUGUGGCAUUAAAGUACUACUCUUAAGUUGUCCAUAUACAUAUAUAAGAUAACAUUUCCCAAAAUGGGCAAAUUGGGCAAUUUCGACCUACUGUUGUUUCAAAUCUUUAUGUGAAGGACUAGCCGCAAUGACCAACAGCAGACUGCCGAAAAUGUGAUCUGUCAGGUUGGAAAAUUUUAGCUGUAUUUUUAAUGUUUUCCAAUUGGUAGUAUUAUUGUCCAGUUUUUCUAUCAUGUUGCUGGUGGAAUAAUUCACAUAAGCAAUCUCACAAAUGAUUCAUUCCACACAAUAUACGUAGCUGUCUUAAGGAUGGAUUAUCAACAUUUGUUCCGUAGAGUUUUAACGUCCAUCACUACUGCUGAUCACCUGAAUGAAUAAAAAAUACCAAAUUUACCAAAGAUUUCUCUUCUUUUAAAACAGAUAGUGAUACCUCCUAAAAUAGUUAUUACUUUGCA
Messenger RNA from Bufo gargarizans (Asiatic toad), 2329 nucleotides. RefSeq names its product transmembrane protein 139 (gene TMEM139). The coding region runs from base 293 to 880 and encodes 195 amino acids. Lineage: Eukaryota; Metazoa; Chordata; Amphibia; Anura; Bufonidae. The transcript is spliced from 3 exons. The record is from RefSeq and is a predicted model, not a curated record.